AUCUCCGUCUCCUCCAACAAGCCGUAUUAGAGAGCGACUCGACAACAACAUUCAAAAUGGGCAAGGUUCACGGAAGUUUGGCUCGUGCCGGAAAGGUCAAGUCUCAGACCCCCAAGGUUGAGAAGCAGGAGAAGAAGAAGACUCCUAAGGGUCGCGCGAAGAAGAGGCUCACCUACACCCGCCGCUUCGUCAACAUCACUCUGACGGGCGGGAAGCGCAAGAUGAACCCCAAUCCCGGCUCUUAAACUACCCACCGCGAUCAAUCAUUUUCGGCA
This is a messenger RNA of Parathielavia appendiculata, 275 nucleotides long. Its product is annotated as ribosomal protein S30. Gene Ontology annotation, biological process: translation. Gene Ontology annotation, molecular function: structural constituent of ribosome. The record is from RefSeq and is a predicted model, not a curated record. The coding region runs from base 57 to 245 and encodes 62 amino acids. The transcript is spliced from 5 exons. Gene Ontology annotation, cellular component: ribosome; cytosolic small ribosomal subunit. NCBI's taxonomy places the organism in Eukaryota, Fungi, Ascomycota, Sordariomycetes, Sordariales, Chaetomiaceae.